UCAGAUUUCCAGCCACAAAGCAAAACCUUUGAAACGGUGAGUGAGAUUAUAUACGAUCUCUAAGUCGACAUAUAACUUCUGGAUUGAGAAUCUAAUAAACGUUUAUUAUAUCCUUUGAAGUUUAGUGCGCUACUGAUGGCAAAUCAACCAAAUACCCGGAAGCGUUUUCAAACUGAUGGAAAGCCACCCACCUACCAAGAAACUGGGAUCACUGGUGCUUCCGAGCAUGCUGUGCUGUAUAAUGAAGUAUCAAAUUCAUUUUGGGCGCUUUUGGAUUGGCUGAUUUCAAUAUGGAGAUUUGGAUUUGGAAGGCAGAAACCUAGCACUACUGUUUCUGGCAAUCAAGCAGUUAGUGGAAACACCAGGGACCAAAAUGGAAGUUUCCCUGUUGGCAACACUCCGCGGAAGCGUGCUCGGAAAAAAGUCAAACCCAAUUCCAGCAAUUCCUCCACCAAUGCGAAGUCGAGUCCUCAAACACAGAUCACCAAAGACGACAAACCUAAACAUGAUCAGAAACCUAGCGCUACUGUUUCUGGUAAUCAAGCAGUUAGUGGAAACACCAGGGACCAAAAUGGAAGUUUACCUGUUGGCAACACUCCGCAGAAGCAUGCUCGGGAAAAAGUCAAAGCCAAUUCCAGCAAUUCCUCCACCAAUGCGAAGUCGAGUCCUCCUCAAACACAGAUCACCAAAGACGACAAACCUAAACAUGAUCAGAAACCUAGCACUACUGUUUCUGGUAAUCAAGCAGUUAGUGGAAACACCAGGGACCAAAAUGGAAGUUUCCCUGUUGGCAACAGUAGCAAUUCCUCCACCAAUGUGAAGUCGAGUCGUCCUCCUCAAACACAGAUCACCAAAGACGACAAACCUAAAGAUGUUCAGAAACCUAGCAUUACUGUUUCUGAUAAUCAAGUUAGUAGAAACACCGGGGAUGAUAAUGGAAGGUUUAUUGUUGGCAACGCUCCGGGGAAGCAUGCUCGGAAAAAAGACAAAGCCAGUUCCAGCAAUUCCUCCACCAGUGCUAGGUCGAGUCGUCCUUCUCAAACACAGAUCAGCGAAGACGACAAACCUGAAGAUGAUCGGAAACCUUGUAUUGUUGUUUCUGGUAAUCAAAUUAAUGACAACAUAGGGCACCGUAAUGGAAUGUUCUCUGUUGGCAAAGCUACGGGGGAGCAUGCUCAGAAAAAAGACAAAGCCAGUUCCAGCAAUUCCUCCACCAGUGCUAGAUCGAGUCGUCCUUGUCAAACACAGGUCAGCGAAGAUGACAAACCUGAAGAUGAUCGGAAACCUUGUAUUAUUGUUUCUGGUAAUCAAAUUAAUGACAACAAAGGGCACCGUAAUGGAAUUUUCUCCGUUGGCAACACGUAAGCAGGUUGUUGUAAACAUUCAGUGAUGUCAAACGAGACUCUCUAGAUCUACGAAGAUAUUGGUCAAACAGAAAACCAUCGGUUAUUAAAUUAACCGGACUGUGAUCGAAGUUGACAGAAAAUGACUAUAGUUUGGUGUGCAAUUUGUAUUUGACAUGCGUACUGUUUUCUUGGUAGAUAUGCAUAGCUCAUUUGUUUUUCCUGAGUACACGUAUUGUAAUGAUAGACCCAUUGCAAUAUUUGCAGUCAUGCUUUGUGUUGUUGUGCUCGUGGAGCGGUGUUUGGGAAUUAGCUGGAUUUGCUGAUUUUUUUUCUUAAAAA
Molecule: messenger RNA, 1685 nt
Organism: Rosa rugosa (rugosa rose)
Lineage: Eukaryota; Viridiplantae; Streptophyta; Magnoliopsida; Rosales; Rosaceae
Product: nucleolin 2-like
Exons: 2
Coding region: 136-1365 (409 amino acids)
Source: RefSeq, a predicted model, not a curated record